CUGUGCAGUCAAGUUCAACCGGUUGUAGAGUUCUAUCGGGAUAGCAUUCGCUGUUGCUUGUUCAAAACCUUCCAAUGUUCGUUCAGUUGCAAUUUCUCAGUGUAAUUUCUGGACUAUUUGUGUAACAUCACACUCCAGUGAUUCUUUCGUUCGAUGUUUUAUUUUAUUACAACUUUCAUUGACAUUUGACGAUGUUGAAUUAAAAUUUCAUUUGAAUUGUUGCAAUUAUAAUGCGUGAUUGUUAACAUAAUCGAUGAUUCUUGAUAAUCUUUCGAAAUUCAUUCAUCAGUGAAUAUCAGUAUUCUCUGGAUCAUUUCUAAGUGCAAUCUUGCCCCGUGAGAGAUAUGAUAUGAUAAUUCCGAAUUCAAGAAUGCUGUGUCCUUCGUUCACCAUUUGGUUCCUCCUCACCAUUGAAUUCUUAGUCAGUACGUUUCUAUUUAUUCUCGUGGCCAUCCUUAAGGUUUUCAAGUCCCUGCUACCCAAACCACCCAGAGAUUUGACUGAAAGUGUAGUUCUGGUAGCCGGUGCUGCUUCCUCGUUGAGUGAAUCUCUGGCGAGUGAAUUCGCAAGGAACGGUUGCUCCGUCGUUUGUCUGGACAACGAUCACAAGUUAAUCGAGGCGACAGCAUCCAGAUUGAAAAAACAGCGUCUCGUUGUCGAGGAGGUCGCACCGAGUCACCGAAAGGACGAUUCCUCACGAUGCCGAUCGACUAUAUCCACGUAUCGGUGUAAUUUCUCAGACAAAGACGCGAUCAAGAGAACAGCUGAAAAAGUGAAAGAUGAUGUCGGAAGAAUCGAUAUUUUAGUGACCUGCAUUGACAGUAUAAACGAGGAUGCCUUCGACACGACCAGCAAGAUUCUGAUGUCACAUUUUUGGACAGUUCUGGCUUUCUUUCCAAUGAUGUUGGGUCGAAAACAGGCUCAUAUAAUCGGAGUGACUCCAGUCGCAUUAAAUAAUGACACUUACCAGACCUCCAAAAUGGUUAUAAUGAGUUUUAUCGAAUGUAUGUGCCAAGAAUUGAGCAAUCACAGUAGCAAUUUGACAUUUUUGGCGUUCUCUCCAAUUGCAGAGUGCAGCACAUUGAAAGAGAGCGAAGAACGAGUGGCUAAGAAUAUUGUCACGGCAGUGAGGAGUGAUCAAUAUAACACGAGUUGGAUAUCCAGACUGCUGUAUCAAAUAAGUUGCAUGAUCUACAACGGAAUAACAUUGCUCACAGAGUGGUCCCACUUUCAAAGAUGCAAUUAUCCCACGUAAAAGUGAAUUCUUUUUUUAUCCCAUGCUCGAUAGAAUCAUUAAAAAAAGAUAGUCUGCUGAACUUUCUAAAUUCUGCCAUUUGACUAUUUCAAAAAAAAAAAAAAAAAAAAAAAACAGCUUUGAAAUCUCUCUUAA
Messenger RNA from Frieseomelitta varia, 1390 nucleotides. Its product is annotated as retinol dehydrogenase 10-A-like. Lineage: Eukaryota; Metazoa; Arthropoda; Insecta; Hymenoptera; Apidae. Bases 350 to 1255 code for a protein of 301 amino acids. The record is from RefSeq and is a predicted model, not a curated record. The transcript is spliced from 7 exons. Gene Ontology annotation, cellular component: lipid droplet. Gene Ontology annotation, molecular function: oxidoreductase activity, acting on the CH-OH group of donors, NAD or NADP as acceptor.